Messenger RNA from Aspergillus ochraceoroseus IBT 24754, 535 nucleotides. RefSeq lists its product as uncharacterized. The transcript is spliced from 2 exons. Bases 128 to 397 code for a protein of 89 amino acids. The record is from RefSeq and is a predicted model, not a curated record. Lineage: Eukaryota; Fungi; Ascomycota; Eurotiomycetes; Eurotiales; Aspergillaceae.
CCAGUUAAUUCAGGCAGACAUUAAUAUCCAAGCUGCACAAGUAUACUCCCCUCCAUCCUACCUAAAAAGAACAUGUACCUGCUGUUUGUCUAGGCCUUCCAACAAGUCAAUGUGAUCCUUGUGUUACAUGAAAACCCCACACGCUAGAACUCUCCCCCGGAAUAAUUAUGGGCACACUCCAACGACGACGACAACAACAACAACAACCACCACCACCACCCUGAUCAGUGAGGUCGUCUUCACCGAACGGAUGAUCAAGGCAUCCGGUUGCGGCUAUAUCCCCUGCAGAGAGAGGAGCAGGUGGUGGUGGUCUAUUGGGCUUAGCCACUGUGAUGUCCAUAGGGAACUGCUUGAGUCGUCCAUAUGCAGCACGGCGCUCUUGAGACAAGCGCUUUGACGCAGCCACCUCCGGAAACUUUCCACGCACUUCUAAUGAAGCAGACUCGAUAUCUCCAUACAGAUCGCCCCCUGUCCCAGCGAGUUGCACAUUAGGCGCCCAAGAGCACGAGAACAGAUGCUCCCGUUCUACCCCAGG